AUGGGCCAAAAGUGCGCGUGCUUCAAAGAUCAGACAUCAGAAGACAACCAGCUAAACGUUUUCAAAGAAAUCCACUCCUCCCAAUUCAAACAAGAGCACGCAGCUCCUGAAGAUUUUUCAACUUCCAUCAAUAUCGAUUUACAAAUAGACAUUCUUUCUAUAGUCAAACUUCAAUCAGUACUUCGAGGAUUCAUAGAUAGGGCAAUUUUAAAAGACGCAAGAACAGCCUCUCCUUCUUUUCAAAGGCUGCUAUCUCAUUGCCAAUACCCACGCACUUCAUUGCACGAAAUUGAAGGAGAAAUACCAUCAUACUCCAAUGCAAGCACAAUUGCAGCUGCAAGGAAGCUAGAGCCAUUUGUCUAUAACUUUCAGCUGAAUGACGGAGUCCCCACUUUCUCCAAAGGCCCUGUACAACUAGAAAACGGAGCAGUCUACAUUGGAGAUUGGAAUAAAGAGCUAGAAAGACAUGGCAAAGGAGUGCAAAUUUGGAAUGACGGGAGUAAGUAUGAAGGAUACUGGAAAAAUGACAGGGCUAGUGGAAAAGGAAGACUCAUUCAUGGAGAUGGAGACGUAUAUGAUGGAGAAUGACAAGAUGAUAAAGCCCACGGAUAUGGAGUCUACACACAUACAGAUGGGGGAAAGUAUGCUGGACAGUGGGAAAAUGAUAAACAGCAUGGAAAAGGAGUUGAGGAGUGGCCUGAUGGAAGCAGAUAUGAAGGCGAGUAUAUCAAUGGCAAAAAGCAUGGAAAAGGUAAAUUUAUAUGGUGCGAUGGGAGUACUUUUGACGGAGAAUUUGACAACAAUAAUAUCCAUGGCCAUGGAGCUUACUGUUGGAGUGACGGAAGAAGAUACGUUGGAGAUUGACUUAGCAACAAGAUGGACGGCAAAGGGAUUUUUACAUGGCCAGACGGAAGGUGCUACAAAGGUGACUAUAUUGACGAUAAAAAGGAAGGGUUCGGAAUUUUUAUGUGGCCUGACGGAAGGAAGUAUGAAGGCUUUUGGCUCAAUGGGAAGCAGCAUGGAAGAGGAAUCUACACAUCUGCAAAUGGAGAAAGGAAAGAAGGGGAGUGGAAAGAUGGAAAUAGACUGAAAAAUGAUAACAUAAACGAUUAA
Molecule: messenger RNA, 1113 nt
Organism: Blepharisma stoltei
Lineage: Eukaryota; Ciliophora; Heterotrichea; Heterotrichida; Blepharismidae
Source: the annotation of a GenBank genome assembly